This is a messenger RNA of Prunus dulcis (almond), 3565 nucleotides long. Its product is annotated as glutamate receptor 2.8-like. NCBI's taxonomy places the organism in Eukaryota, Viridiplantae, Streptophyta, Magnoliopsida, Rosales, Rosaceae. Gene Ontology annotation, cellular component: plasma membrane. The transcript is spliced from 5 exons. The record is from RefSeq and is a predicted model, not a curated record. Gene Ontology annotation, molecular function: glutamate-gated receptor activity. Bases 350 to 3256 code for a protein of 968 amino acids.
GUAAGUACGAAGAAACUCUGCCAUUGAGUCAAUGAAGUCACCGUUGUUCUCCUUUUACUUCUAUGAUUACUAUAAUAAUCCAGUUUGCUACUCUUCAGAAAAAUAAUUCAGUAAGGCACACUUCCUAUCUAAAAUACUGGUUUCUUUUCUUAUAUUCAAAGAACCAUGAAAGCUUGUUCUCUUAGGAAUUGGGGAGGAAACCACUAUUUCCUAUUCCCUCAUCAGCAAUCAGCAGUUUGAGAAAGUUCCUUCCUCUUUCCUCCCAUUUCCCAUGGGGAACCAAACCAAGUAUUUUGCCAUUCGAAAUCCUGCUACCAUUCACCAUUUAUAAACAUGUUUCUUCUUCCUCAUGCCUCGAGUUGCAAACCUUUCAAGAUAUUCAAACAUGACCAAGUGUCCUCCUAACCCUGUUUUUCUUCUCUUCCUAUUCUUUAGGAUUUUCUUGGUCAUGGCACAAAACACAACCAUCCCAAUCAAUGUGGGUGUGGUUCUUGACUUAGAUACCCAGUUUGGGAAAAUAGAGUUGAGCUGCAUCAACAUGGCCCUCUCUGACUUCUAUGCCUCUCAUUCUAACUACACUACUAGACUGGUCCUGCACACAAGGGACUCCGCGAGAGAUGUUGUUGUGGCAGCUGAUGCAGCGCUAGACUUAAUAAAGAAUGUUGAAGUGCAAGCCAUCAUAGGGCUAGAAUCAUCAAUGCAAGCCAACUUUGUAAUUGAUCUUGGAGAUCAAGCUCAGGUGCCCAUAAUCUCAUUUUCAGCAACAAGCCCUUCUCUCCGGGGUUCAUAUUUUUUCCGAAUUGCACAGAAUGACUCAUCUCAAGUUAGAGCCAUUGGUGCCCUCAUCCAAGCGUUUGGUUGGAGAGAAGCAGUGCCCGUCAGCAUCGACAAUGAGUUCGGGGAGGGACUAACACCUUACCUGACUACUGCUUUGCAAGAAGUUGGUGCUGGUAUCCCUUAUUGGAGUCUCAUUCCUUCAAUGGCCACUGAUGACCAAAUUAUUGAAGAGCUUCACAGGUUGAUGUCAAUGCAAACCAGGGUAUUCAUAGUGCACAUGUCGCCUUCACUUGGCUCUCGGUUUUUUGCUAAGGCAAGAGACAUUGGCAUGAUGGAGGAAGGUAAUGUUUGGAUAACGACGAAUGGGAUGACUAACUCUUUUAGUUCCUCCAGUUCUUCUGUCGACAUAGAUAACAUGCAAGGGGUGUUAGGCAUAAAGACUAAUGUUCCAAACACAAAAGAACUUGAAAAUUUUAGAGCUAGAUGGCAAACAAAAUUCCAACAAGACAAUCCAACCAUCCUUAACGUUAAAUUGGAUGUUUUUGGACUAUGGGCUUAUGAUGCUGCUUGGGCAUUAGCCCUGGCGGUUGAGAAGGUGGGGGGUACAAACUUCAGCUUCCAAAAGAUGAACAGUUCUCAUAAUUACUCUGUUUUGGGAAGCUUAGAGGUCUCUCAAGGUGGUCCUGAACUUGUCCGAGAGCUAUCAGGUACGAGAUUCAGAGGCCUUUCAGGAGAUUUCAGUCUUAUUAAUGGGCAACUACAAUCAUCAACUUUUCAAAUAGUUAAUGUGAACGAUAAUGGGGAAAGAGGAAUUGGAUAUUGGACACCCCAAAAUGGACUUGUGAGAAACAUAAAUUCGAACAGAAAAACAAACAGAUACUCUACUUCUAAUGCCAGUCUUGGACCUAUUAUAUGGCCUGGAGACACCACCUUGGCUCCAAGGGGCUGGCAGAUUCGCACGAACGGGACCUUAAAAGUCCUCGUCCCUGUGAAGCAAGGAUUUGAAGAAUUAGUAAGUGUGGUACAUGAUCAUAGCACUAACACAGCCAAGGUUACUGGUGGAUACUGCAUAGAAGUCUUUGACGCUGUAAUAAAAGCAUUACCAUUUCCUGUUCCUUAUGAGUUUUAUCCCUUUGCAAAUCCUAAUGGGGAGAGCGCUGGCAGUUACAAUGAUUUGAUCAAUCAAGUGUUUCUUGGGAACUACGAUGCUGCAGUUGGAGACAUAUCUAUUAGAGCAAACAGAUCCUUGUACGUUGACUUUACAUUGCCAUUCACAGAAUCUGGGAUAUCAAUGGUCGUCCCCGUCAAAGGCAAUGAUGGCGGUAAAAACACAUGGGUGUUCUUGAAGCCUUUGACGUGGGAUCUCUGGGUUACAAUCGGCUGUUUUUUCAUAUUCAUUGGUUUUGUGGUCUGGUUUCUUGAACACCGGAUAAACGAAGACUUUCGUGGGCCUCCACAUCACCAAAUUGGCACAAGCUUUUGGUUCGCCUUCUCAACCAUGGUUUUUGCACACCGGGAACCAGUAGUGAGCAACUUGGGUAGGUUUGUAGUGAUCAUAUGGUGCUUUGUUGUCCUCGUACUGACUCAAAGCUACACUGCCAGUUUAUCAUCAAUCUUAACAAUUCAACAGCUCCAACCAAUAGUUACUGAUGUGAACCUUCUCUUGAAGAAUGGGGACAACGUUGGUUACCAAAAAGGCUCUUUUAUUUAUGGGAUUUUGAGUAAGCUAGGGUUUAAGGACGAUAAACUUAGGACCUAUAAUUCCGUAGAAGAAUUAGAUAAACUUCUUCAGAACGGGAAUGAAAAUGGAGGUAUUUCUGCUGCUUUUGAUGAAACACCCUACAUGAAACUUCUUCUUGCAACCUAUUGCUUGAAAUAUACCCUGGUCGAGCCAACAUUUAAAGCCAAUGGUUUUGCCUUUGUCUUCCAAAAAAGUUCACUUCUCACGCGUGAUGUUUCGACAGCAAUCACUCAAGUGCACGAGGGAGAUAAAAUGAAGGCCAUCGAGGACAAGUGGUUCAAGAAAACAGCAAGUUGUUCAAACCCCAACACCGCGAGCUCUUACAACACUCUUAGCCUUGAAAGCUUUUGGGGCCUCUUCAUUGUUGCUGGUGUUGCUUCAUCAUUAGCUCUCCUCAUCUUUGCAGUCAUGUUCCUCUAUGAGCAUAGCCACAUUUUGACAUGUGUUGAUUCAAAAGCCUCAUUUUGGACAAGAAUUCGUCAAGUACUAAGAGCAUAUGAUCAACAAGACAAGACUUGGCAUGCUUACAAGAAAACCAGAAAAGAAGAUGGUGUUCAUGGAAUUGCUGCGGUUGAAUCUUCACCAAACACCAACUGUCUCUGCCUCAGAAGGCCAUCAAGGUCAAGCAAACCAAAUCAAAUUGAACCAGAAAUUGUUCUUGAAGAGCAGAAGGGAACAAUUUCUACUCAGCAUAUUGAUUUGAAUCCGAAUGCUAUAGAGUUAACGGCUAUCACAUAAACCAUUAAAUUUUGCUUUGGUUUGUUUGGCCAGAUUCUCUUAAGGGUUUUUGUGAAGCUGAAUUUGUAUUACAAAUCUCCAUUGUGGUGUGGUGUAGAAAUUACAUCUUCGUUGUAUGGAAGUUCUAACUUCUUCGCAAGUUUCAAGGCCAGUGGAGAAUUCUUCUUCUUCUUCUUUUUUUGUUCAAAGUGGAGGAUUCUCUGCAUCAAUAAAGGAUCGAAUGGAACAGAAAAAAGAAGAAUGUUUGGACUUGGAGGUAUGCAAGUUUGGACUUUAGCCAUGCCCUUCUACUUUUUCCAUACUCUGCUA